Callorhinus ursinus (northern fur seal) is the source of this 2073-nucleotide messenger RNA. NCBI's taxonomy places the organism in Eukaryota, Metazoa, Chordata, Mammalia, Carnivora, Otariidae. The record is from RefSeq and is a predicted model, not a curated record.
AGACAGUUGUGAAGUUUUCAAAGUCUCGCUCUGCUGUGCGGAAUUUGUGCUCAAAACUGAGGAGCUAAGCCACUUGCCAAAAUGUGCAAAGGACUUGCGGCUUUGCCCCAUUCAUGCCUAGAAAGGGCCAAGGAGAUUAAGCUCAAGUUGGGAAUUCUCCUCCAGAAGCCAGACUCAGCAGUCGACCUUGUCAUUCCAUACAAUGAGAAGCCGGAGAAACCAGCCAAGACCCAGAAACCCACCCUGGAUGAGGCCCUGCAGUGGCGUGACUCCUUGGACAAGCUCCUGCAGAACAACUAUGGACUUGCCAGCUUCAAAAGUUUCCUGAAGUCUGAAUUCAGUGAAGAAAACCUUGAGUUCUGGCUUGCCUGUGAGGACUACAAGAAGAUCAAGUCCCCUGCCAAGAUGGUUGAGAAGGCAAAGAAAAUUUAUGAAGAAUUCAUCCAAACAGAGGCUCCUAAAGAGGUGAAUAUUGAUCACUUCACAAAGGACAUCACCAUGAAGAACCUGGUGGAACCUUCCCUGAGCAGCUUUGAUGUGGCCCAGAAGAGAAUUUAUGCCCUGAUGGAAAAGGAUUCACUGCCUCGCUUUGUGCGCUCUGAGUUUUACCAGGAAUUAAUCAAGUAGUAAUUCAGUUGGGCUAUGAGAAUCACCCUGUGAGUUACUUCUUUAAUAAUGCUACAUUUUCCAGCAACCUGCAUACUUUCCCAUAGCAGCUUCGUUCAAAGAUAAACAAACAGGGAAAAAUCCCAGGGAGUGUUGCUUACUUCUUGUGCAGCACUUUGUUUUGGAUGUUUAUAUGGUCUGAAUGCCUUCCUUUCCCGGGGUUCUUCUUCAUGUCCCAUUCUUAAUUAAGUUCUAUUCAGUGUAUUCUUGUCAAAGCUAAUCAGAAUCACAGAAAAAUUCUGCUGAAGGCAAGCAAAUAUAAGACAAGAAUAUGAUAUCAUUGAAUGUGGGUCCAUUUGGUUUGGGUAAUGAAUCUCCACCUAAACUGGUCUGAAAAGAAUGUGGACGUAGAAAGACCAAUUUCAAGUGAGAUUAAUUGAUCUCAUUUGUUGUUUUAAUUCUGAUCCAGGGGCAAUCACCCCUCUAUUUCUGACUCUGGUUAGUAAAAGAUAAAAUGAAUUUUAUGAGGCAGCCAUUAUUUGAUUUUUUAAAGCAAAUACAUUAUGUAAAAUAUCAAUUUUCCCUCUAGAGCGUCUUUGUGUUGGCUGGAGAUCAUUAACAAGAGAUAUAACCAUGAAUGUUACAAAAUAGAUCUGAACACAAUCCAUAUUGAUUCUUUCCUUAUACCUCUCUCAUAUUCCCCUCUACCCAGUUACCAUAUUCUGUAUUAAAUCAAUGACCUGGCAAUGGAGUAUUUAAUAAAUGUAUAUAUGCCUCUAGUGUUUAGGCCCAAUGUUUCAAUUUUCAAAUAAUUUUAAAUCCAUGUGAGUAGAAAAUUCCAAAAUUUUCAACUCCAUUCAUGUCAAAUAAAACAGAUGCUGUCCGGCACAACGUCCCUUACCUCAAUAUCAGGAGAACUAUACGCUAAAAUGGAAAGAUUCUGUCAAGUCUAAAAUGGUUAAUUACCCUAUGAUGCCAUCUGUUUGUUUAGGAAAUGAUUAUUAUCUUCAAAAUACCAAAUUAUCUUUAGAAAAAUUAAUUUGACUACAUGUGGACGCUUUCUAAGUAAGACAGAGUUACAAAGAACCCCGCAUUUUGCAAAAUAAUGUGACUUUUUUCUUUAGCAACCCCAUCUUGCCUCUUUGUUUUGCUCCCUGUGUUAAUGGAUCGUAUUUACCCUCAAAGUGCGCAUUUAUGUCCCAACGUCCCGCGCAAGCAGCUAACUGAUAGGCCGUGGUAUAUUUUAGUAGCUUUAACCUUUUAAUUAUGUCUCUCAUUAUUAUAAGUCUUGCUAGAUUUCUUUUUCUUAUCUUUAGUAGAUUUGAUUAAGUAGUGAUUUACAUAAUUUAGUAAUAAGGAGAAGCAAGCUAACCAUGUACAAGGCUAACCAAGAUGAGGCUGUUGAGUUAAUUUUGGAAGAAAGUAUCUGUGAAAGGAUGAAUAAAACUCUGGAAUGUUGAAGGAGAA